Messenger RNA from Cervus elaphus (red deer), 4976 nucleotides. Its product is annotated as KIAA1586 ortholog. The record is from RefSeq and is a predicted model, not a curated record. Gene Ontology annotation, molecular function: SUMO ligase activity. Gene Ontology annotation, biological process: protein sumoylation. NCBI's taxonomy places the organism in Eukaryota, Metazoa, Chordata, Mammalia, Artiodactyla, Cervidae.
GCGGCGGGAGAGGAGGCGAGGCCUGUGCGAGGGAGGCUGGGCGCCGCUGCCCUAGCGGGCGGCCCCUACUAGGCGCGGCUAGCGGUCUUUUCUGCUGUGGUGGCAGCGACGACGGCGGGAGACUGGAGACGCAGGGUCGGAAAUGCGUGGUGGGCUGGGCCCGGCCUUGUGCGGCGUCCGGCAGAUACUAGAAUGUGUCCCUCCAGCUGGGCCUGAGGCGUCCGAGUCAACCGUGGAGGAAAACGAAGAUGACAUCCAGUUUGUGAGUGAGAGACCAUCACGACCUCUUCUUGAAUACAUUGAUCUGAUCUGUGGUGAUGAUAAAGAGCCUAGAACCUAUUGUAGUGAUAUUUUGUUCCCUAAGAUGCCAAAAUGACAGGGUGAUUUUUUGCAUUUUUUAAAUGCGAAGAAGUUGAAAACAGAUACAGAAAGUAGUGAUAGUAAUAAGAAGAGCUAUUGUGGGUUGUCUAAGUCAAAGGAAUUGGAUUUCAAAUGUGCUGAACAACCAAUCAUUGAAGAAAAGCCAUCAUCUUCAUCAAAGGAAAAAAUGGAUAAUCUUGUGCUUCCAGAUUGUUGGAAUGAAAAACAAGUGGUUAUGUUUGCGGAACAGUACAAAUGGCUUGAAAUAAAAGAAGUAUUAGGAUGUAAGAAUUGCUCAACAGUUUAGCGUUUGGGAUCAAAAGCAGAAGACCAUGUCCACAUGUUCAAGGAGUGGAUUGCAUAUUUGGUAACCCCUAAUGGCAAUAAUAAAACUACUAGACAAGCUUCUCUGCGAAAAAAAAUUAAGGAGCAUGAUAUUUCUAAAGCCCAUGGUAAAAUUCAGGAUUUGUUAAAGGAAUCAAUUAAUGACUCAGUUUCUAAUUUAGUGCAUAGUAAUAAAAAUAUUGAUGCUACUGUAGAAGUUGGCAAAACGGUUUAUAGUUUAGUAAAACAUAGUAGACCUUUGUCUGAUAUUGCAGAGGCAAUAGAAUUACAAGACAGAAAUGGGGUGAGAAUAGCAAAGCAUGUCGCAAAAGAAAUGAAGAUGACAAUAUUUAAGGACAUUAUAGAAGAGAAGGCCAAAAUCUGUGUUACAGUUGAUGAGGCAUCCACAGUUUCAAAGAAAAGGACCCUCAUGAUUUAUGUCCAGUGCAUAGUAUAGUCAGCUCCUGCACCAGCUACGUUGUUCAUUACUUUAAAGGAACUGGUUUCAGCCACAGUAGAAUGUAUCUUCAAUACAUUGAAGUUAUUGAGUACUUUAAGAUGUGGCUUCACUAAUGAAUAUUUGAAAGCAAAUUUAAUUGCAUUUUGUCCUGAUGGUGCUAAUACAAUGCUGGGUAGAAAGUCUGGAGUAGCCACAAAGUUGUUAGAAAAUUUUCCUGAAAGUAUUAUUUGGAACUGUUUAAACCAUCUAUUGCAUUUGUCACUUGAUGAUUGAAUAUCUGAAAUAAAACAAGUGAAUCAUUUAAAAAUAUUUCUUGAUAAAAAUUGUUCCAAUUAUCAUCCACCUAAUAAAAAUCAAAACAAGCUUUUAGGGAAUGUACCUAAAGAUCUUGAAAUUGAAGUUAUUAAAAUUGGCCAGGUAAAGGGACCAAAGUAGGCAGCUUGCAGUGUACAGCCUGCUACUGCUGCGUGGCAUGCGUAUCCUGUGUAUCUGCAUUGCUCCCUUUCGCAUUCUGGUUUGGCAAAGAGGUUAGCGAACUCCAGUUUCCUGGACUUUAAAGAUCUUGCUUUAAUGAUUGACAUUCUUGAAGAAUUUUGACUGCUUUGAACUGCAUUACAGUCAAGCUCAACUAACGUUCAGAAAGCACAAAAAUUGAUCAAAUGCACAAUAAAAACCUUGGAAAAUUUAAAAAUUGGUACUGGAAAGCAUGAAUCUCAAAUCGAAGGUUUGAUUAAAUCAGAUAAAUUUAAAGAUAUUCUGUUUAACAGAUAUCAUAAAUUUAAUGCCCUUCCUAGGAACAUGUUACUAGAAAAUAUAAUUCAACACGUGAACUUAUGUCUUUUAUCUAACAGGAAGCAUGAUUAAAGUAUUUUUAAUUAUUUUGACUUUCUAGAACCUUCUACAUGGCCUUAUGAAGAAAUAACUUCACCAUGGAUAACUGGUGAAAAAAAGUUAUUGUGUGAAAUUUUAAAAUUUGAAAUUGAUUUGAAUGAUUUUGGGGAAUUUGUAAAUAAUAAUAUAAAGUCAAACAAUGUUUCAGUUCCUAAAACCAUACAAAAAGCACCAUUGUGGUCAGUAGUGCUAAGUAGUGCUGAAGCUGAAAGAGGUUUCAAUUUAAUGAACAUAAUUUGUACAAGGGUGAGAAACAGUUUAACUAUAGGUCAUAUAUCUGAUUUAAUGACAAUAAAUUUGUUGGGAAAAGAAUUAGCUGGUUGGGAUGCAACUGCCUUUGUAAAAUCCUGGUCAAACUGCAACCACAGGUUAGCUGUAGAUAGAGUUCGGCAAGAGUCAACAAAAGCCUGCGAGAGUCAGAUGGCUCUCUGGAACUUACAAUAAAGGGUAUUGUGUUGGAAUUCCCUUGUGGUCCAGUGGUUAGGACUCGGCGCUUUCACUGCUGUGGCCUUGGUUCAAUCCCCCAUAGGAAAACUAAGAUCCUGCAAGCUGGCCAGAAAUAGGAUUGUGUAUGAUUGAUUAUUUGUAAGUUGUGUGUUCUGCACACCUUAUAUAUACAUAAAUUUUUAUUUUGAAAGUCAGUUAUUAAACUUUUAUCAGUACAUUGCUGUUUAAAGGCAUUCUCCAAAUAGAUAAAGUUGAUUGUUUUUAGGAGCAGUGGGUUUUUAGAGUUUGGCCCAUAUCUGCUAGAGUAGGCCAAAUAUGUAUUUCAUGGACUGUAUAAGAACAUCCAAUGAUUCCACUUUUGCUUUAUUUUACUUUUAGUAAGAAUAUGAAAGGGUAAUAUAACCCAGAUUACUUCUAAGCCCUGAAAGUUAUAGUAAAUAAAAGAGAAAUAGAAUAAAAACUACAAUCCUUGUGGCUUUUGUCUUUCUCAUUUCCCUAUGUGUGUUAUCAAAUAUAGUAACCACUAGCAACAUAUGCCUAUUAACAUUUGAAAUCAGUAGGGCUAAGGAAGCAAAUAUUUAAUUUUAAUUAAAUAUAAAAACGGAAAUAGUGUAAAAUAUUUUUUUGAACUCAACUUACUUGUUUUUUAAAAAAUAUAUUUUAAGAUUGUUAUCCUGCUUAAGGUGUGAUUGUUGGAGUGUGCUAAGUCUGGUAUUACAUAUAAACAUCACUGAGUUAGUGUCAUUGGAUGUAUUCAGUGUAAAUUAUUUCUUCCUUUGAAUUAAUGUAACAUAGUGUGUUUAUCUGAAUAUUUUAGGUUGACAAAAGGAAUCAGUGAUUACUUUUGUAAAUCAGAAUUGGUGAUUAAAAUAAGGUGCUUAAUUAUUUUUCUAUUUUAGACAUGAAUAUGAACAAUUUUGAGUUUAAAAUGAAGGCAUAAUGAAAAAGAACAAGUAGAGCUGCAGAAGCUAGUACUGCACCUAGGACAGUAAACAGAAGGACUGGAGGAAGGUAUGUGGCAUCGUCACAAUGAAUGAUGAUUGCAGUUUGUUACAGCAGAGAAAAACAAGCUAUAAUUUAACAAAAAAAUAAGACAGUAAAGUCGACAAUAUUGAGACAGUUCCAGCAAAUGCAUAAUGAAUGAAUGAAUGAAGUUACCUUUCAAAGGUCAAAAAAGAAUUGAGAUUUAGGCACCUGAAAUCUCAGUGAAAUUUCUAACAAAAUUUUUUUAAAGGAUUGAGUAUGUUAAAUUUGGCCAGAUAUGAAACAGCUUGAAUUCUUGCAUGAAAAAGAACUAGCUUUACAUAGAUAGAUAGCAAUAUUAAUUAUUUCAGUUAUAGAAAUUGUUAGAAAUUUAUGAGUUAAAACCUAAAAAUAUCUUUUGAAAAAAAGUACGGUCUUUAGUUGUCACCAAACGUUGCUUGUGGAAUACAGAAAUUUAUAACAGUAUUAAAGAUUAAUUGAUUCAAAAGCUGAAAAAUUGCAAGUACUUUUCUUUAGCUUUAGAUGAGUUGCUGUCCAAGGAACACUUGGAGUACCUUUUGUCUCAUCAGACUUAAAAGCUUAUGAAGAAAUAACUUCAGUUCAUGGCCUGAGAAAUCAAAUGUGUAUAGCUAUAUUUUAAUUAUCAAAAGAGUUUCAGCUAGAUGAGAAAAAAAAAAAAAGACUUUUUGUCACAGUAACUGGUGUUCCAGCUAGGUUAGGUCAAUGUCAGAUUUCACUGGGAUUUUUCAAUGAGUCUGGUGUUUCCCUUAUUUCUUUGUUCCACUGUUUGAUACAGUUUGAAAGUAUUUGGGCUCAGUUUUCUGAAAUGGUUUCUCUGAGAGAUGUCAUGAGUACAGUUGUUAGGUGUUAAGUGCUAUGAAUCAAUGUCAGCUUACAGGAGGAUUGCUGAACAAAUUAAAAGACAGUAAAUUUAGUGAUCUCUGCCAGUUGGUUGAACUGUGAAAGAAACUUAUUCUACAAUUAACACCAGUUCAAGAUUUUCCUGCAACAACAGAAAUGCUAACCAAAUACUUAAUUAGUAAUUAAAGAAAAUGGCAGUUUUGUGCCCAGUAUUACAUAGCUUAUGAAUGAUCUAAAUUUGAAACUCCAAAUAUGGGGAAAAGCCCAUUUGUGCUACCUAGACAAGUACUAGAAUUUAUUUUGAAAUUGAAACUUUAAAAAUCAGGUAACUUUACAUGUAUUUCUAAUAUGAAUCAGUAUAUGUCAGAUUUUCACUUUGACAGUUAUGUAAAUUUACUGUGAAAACUACAAGAAAAAAAUUUUAAUGUUAUUUUUUUAUCAAUUUAGAGUUGCUUUUCAAUUAUCCCAGUUACACUGAAUUCAGUAUUAAUGAUACUGAAUUGACAUAAGAUUUAUUGAAUUUACUUAAUUUGGACAAAUGUAGUUUCCAAAGUGAUGUGCUUUUGCUCUGAAGGCAAAUCAAUUCUUUUAAAAAAGAUGAACAGGAUUUUUUCAGUGUGGAUUUAAAAAAUAAAAAUAUUUUCUUUAA